AGACAGAGGAGCCUGGAGGGCUAUAGUCCAUGGGGUCCCAAAGAGCCAACACGACUUAGCAACUAAACUAAAACAAUCUCAACUACAGCAGCAGAGAUGAAGCAGUGGUCAGAGCUCUGGGGAAAAGGUUUUGAGUGGAAGUCAGCCACGGUGAAUUGGUUACAGGUGAGAUUGCAGAGGAAGGCGCGUCCCGAGGACAGUGAGGGGCCACAGGAGCUGCAACCGCUCAGCUGCAACCGCUCGUCUGGGGCUGCUGGUCAGAAUCCGGAAGCUAAAAGCCCCGAGUAAGAGCGUCCCAUCUGGUCCUGCGUUCGGCAAGUUGCUGGUCUGAGGCAUUCCCCAGAAAAAUAAGGAGGCCAUGUGGACAGGCAGGACCUGAGGUUCUCACACAGGUCACACAUCACACACACGCGCGGCCAUUGCGCAAUCUCCCGUCCCGUCCGGGCCUGUGUGGGCCUGGCCUUCAGCCCAGGGAGUUGAAGGCCUCUCCCCACACUGGUGGCAUUGAUCGGGUAAUUCCGUGGAAAUCCAGUGCCUCCCACGCUCUGAGACCGAAGGAUGGGUGCUGGGAGCCCCCUCUCCAAGUAGGCGUGAGGAUGUUCGGGUGGCGGCGAACAGUGGCAUGCCACGCCCCACGCCGAACUGUCCUCAGGGCCCUGAUGGUCGCCCGUCGCCAUGUGGGAGGAUGUGAUGGAGAAGCUCCGCUUCCCCAGAGCUCAUGGGCUGGAGUCUGAGGAUGCUCGUCCCAGGCGGGAGGUGGGCCGGCUGCCAUGCCGCCUGUCCGUGCGGCUCCCAGAGAACGGGGCUGUGGGGAGCCGGUGCGCUGGGGGACAGACAGCCAGGGGCUCACCUGCCCACCGCCCCAGCAGCAGAUGGGAACAACCUAACCCACAGUGGAUGCCAGCCGAGGCCGACGGAGCUGGGGUCAGCAGCCGUGACUCCUGAGGGAGGUCAAGGGAAGUGUUUCUCUAGAAUUUGAAGCCUGUUGUGCAAGUAAGGAGACCAGCCGCGGGUUCCAAAAGGCGUCCCUCAUACGCCAGGACAGGCAGAGCGGUGGGCGGCAGGCCCUGUCGUGUCACCCACUGCGGCUUAACUGCUCAGGGGCAUCCAGCACCCAGCCCACACAGAGUCUGCCCUGCCGAGGACAGAUGGGCGGGAAGGCUGUCCCGGGAAAGGCAAGUGCAGAAGGCACCCUCGUGUGGCAGCUGGGAACGGAAAACAGUGCGGCCGGCCACUGCGGACGGCCGCCCAGACGUGCCCCAGUGGUCAAACAGCACAUCACAUGUCCAGUCCUGCAUUUCCACGUGAGAGAAAUGAAAACAGGCGUUCAAGCAAACACUUGUACACUAAUGUUCAGUGCAGAAUUUUCCCUAACUGCCAAAACGUGGAAACAACCCAAGUGUCCAUCAACUGAUGAAUGGCUAAAUGAAUUGUGGUCUACCCACAGGAUGGAAUAUUACUCAGCAAUAAAAAGGAAUGAAAUACUGGUACGUGGUCAGCCCACAGAAAAUAUCACGGUCAGGGGAAGAAGCCAGACGCCAAAAGGCCAUACAUUGUAUGAUUCCACUUAUAUGAAAAAUCUAGGACAAGCAGAUCCAAAGAGUGAAUUAGUGGUUGCUAGGGGCUGAGGGAGGAGCAAAGGGGAGUGAUGGCUUAGUAAGCAGAGUUUCAUUUUCGGGUGUGGAAAUGUACUGGAAUUAGUGGUGAUGACGAUGGCACAGCACAGAAAGUACAUGAACUAAAAAAUAUAACAAAAACAAAAACCAACCUGAAUUGCACACUUUGAAAUGGUUCAGUUAUGUUUUGUGAAUUGCAUCUCAGAAACAGAAGGCGCUCAGCAUAAGGUGUUCCUGCCUUUGGCGUGCUGGGGUGUCCACUUGAGGUGGCGGGGGCCGGCCCACCCACCAACAUCCGGAAGUCAUCCGAGCCCCGGCCAGAGGGACAGUACUGCGCCGGCAGGAGACAAGUGCAUGUGUGUCUGAGUGAUAUUUUUACAAUGAGAACAAGGUCUUGGGAAUUGUUAGGUAAAAUAAAACAUCAGCUUCUUGUCCAUGGUCAAGCUGACUGCACACCAAGCAGCUGUUACAUCAGAAGAUUAAUGCGGGGUUGACAGCAUUCUCCCCGGGGCACAGACUUCUCUUCAACCAGGUGUGUCUCAAUCCACUCGCUUCAAGAAGAAAAUGCUUUGUGGGUAGAUGGAGACACCUGCUGGGAAUAAUGGGCAGCGUGCUGGGGCGCAGGGCAAUGCCCUGUGGAGGCCAAGCGCGGGGCACUUCAGUCACCACAGAUGAGGAGCUGUGACUCCACGAGGCCUGACUCCGGCAGGACGUGCGGCUCAAUUUGUCUGACCCUGGAGCCCUGGCUCCCACCACUGCCCACCUCAUUCAGUGUCCGCCUCUCACGGGUCAGCCUUACUCUCUGCAGGGGGGUGGUCUGCAGGGCAGGCCCAGGCUGCUACCACCCCAGCCUUGCUUGAGUCUCUGCCUCUGCAGGUUUCACAGAUUUCCUUGGUCUGCCUCCAAGAAGCCAGGUUGACCCUGCAGGGGACCAACUGCAGAGCUGCUGGGGCGGCUGCCAGGACCCUCUACUCAUGGGGCCAGCCCAGGGACGCCAGCAGGCGAGGAUCUGGGGUCCCCACGCACAAGGGAGCCAUGAGUGCUGAUGUGGGGACCCCUCCACCCCUUCUCUUUGCACAGCUGCAACCCAGGCGUGAACCCGGCCCCUCACAGAGAAGGGGACCCCACAGGAGUGCCGAGCCUUCAGAGGCUGUGGCCCUGCCAACACCUUGAUUUCAGAUGCCUGGCCUGUAGAACUGAGUCAAGUCUUGUUGUUUCAAGCUGCCCAGUCAGUUGUAGCCACACAUGCAGAGACCAGCCCAGCACCCUCGACGGGAUGGGUGGGUUGCAUGGGGAGGCGGCCUCUCCUGACCCCCAGUGAUGCCCUCAGAUGACUGUUCAAUGCCGGACAGAGGGUCGCGGGUGACGCAGCGGUACCUGGAAGCUGCAGCCCCGUCUUGCAGGAAGGGGCCGUGUACUCACAGGAGGCAGGGCUGAGGACGCCUCCAGACACCCUGCCCCCACAGGUGGCUCCUCUGCACGUCUGCUGGGCCAGAAACUGGCCUCCCAGCACUAGAGCUGGCAGAUGGAAGCUGCAGAGCCUGGCUGUGUCUGCCUCUCUUGCCCUGCUCCGAGGCUGCACCAUCGAGCCACCCCUCCUGUACUUGACCACCUGCCAGCCACGGACCCAGGAUCUGGGGCUGCGCUUGGCGAGGGCAGCCGGGAGCCUGUCCCUGACCGCGAACUGCAGUUGUUCCAGGUGUCUGACAGUAACCUCCCGGUCUGCCCUGGGAGACCACGGCCUCCACGCUGCGGGCUGGCCCAGCCUUCCUAACUGGCUGCCGGUGAAUGAGAUUAGGGCUCAAGGACCUUCGGGCCCGCAGGGAGGCUGGGGGGCCAACGUCUCCAGGGCCGCGUCCUGCAGAACCGCAUGCCAGCUUCCGUGGGAAAGAGGUGAGCGAGGCUCAGCGUCCUCAGCACCUGGACACGACCCCUAGUGCUGAUAAGAUUUUCCUGGAAAUCAACAGAGCCAGCUUUGAAGCGCGGAGGGCAGGCCGGGGGCGGCUCCACCACCUCUUAUCUUAAGCCAACCGCACCCCCACCGAGGGCCCCGGAGAACCCUGGCGUCUGUCCCUGCACGGGAGGGCGGAGCAGGACGCACAGCAGGGCGGGAGGAGCGCCGCCUGCGUGCGGCCAAACUCCCUCCCACGCCCGUCCUCCCGGGGCUGCAGCCGCCCGGGCCUCGGCCUCCACGACCCGAACGCGGGAGCCGGAGCCAGAAACACAAAGGACAGGCCCGCCCGGAACUGAACGGCCGACAGCGGUGCCCGCGCGGGCCGGAGCCCGCGGACCGUCGACGGUAUCGGGCCUUGGGUGCAUUGCAACCACGUAUGCCAAGCCACCUCAGCAGAACAAGAAAACACCAAGAAAGAAUGGGAAGCAUCUCUACACCCGUCCAACCCCCUGAAGCUGAAGCUCCGUCACUGACAGGACCAAGACAAAUCGUCUGGACCAUCUUAUGGAUGACCAUGUUACUCUGCUCCGAAGCUGCUAACGUAAGCCCGCACUAACCCGUCAGAAUCACCUGGAAACUGCAAAAUGGACUAGCACGUGAGAUGCUUAACUCAACCACCACAAUACAUCCACCAAAUACUUGGUGGCCAGACUUAUACUUUGACCUUAAGCCGGUGGUAAAUGUACCCUGGAAGAGGGGCUACCUCCGGAAUCAUGCAUUCUGGGCAUGUCCAGGUGCACCCAGGCACAACUGGAAGAUCUGUGGGGGGAUACAGGACUCUUAUUGUAAAUCUUGGGACUGCGUAACUUCCAAUGAUGGGUCGGAGGCUCCAGGGUAUAGACGGUGGGAUGUAGGAAAUCGGGACUUGCUUAACUUCUCGUUUGCUGGACCCAUACCUCUGUACUCUGAUUGGGAAAAGGAUCAUAACUUUGCCCAGGUAAAGAUAAGGUUUAACAUUGACAAAGCAAAAAAAGAGAAGGCCUGGGUCAACAGGAUAUCAUGGGGACUUCAGACCAGAAAUGACCUGACUACUUAUAAUGGGAUCAUUGUUGUGAGUCAAGUUUUAGAACCAGUACAAAUGUAUAGUAUCGGUCCAAACCCCGUUGAACAGGUCCAUGUAACUCCCUACCCGACAACCUCCCUACCUACAUUACAGAGACCAACAAAAGACCCAGAGGCGGGCCCCCUUGUUAAACUCGGACAUACAGAUCCACUAUGGAAAUUGGUAAAGGCAGCUUAUGCUACCUUAAAUCAGACCCAUCCUAAUGCAACUAAAUCCUGUUGGUUAUGUUACAACUUAAUUCCCCCUUAUUACGAGGCAGUAGGCCUCAACGCCUCUUACGACCUGGCCAACGGCACCGAUCCUCCCCAGUGUCGAUGGGGAGACCGAAAAGUAGGCCUGACAAUGAGAGAGGUGUGGGGAAGAGGGUUAUGUAUGGGCAAGGUAUCAUCAGGGAGGUCUCCACUGUGUGCGCAUGUCGUUGAGCCUACGGACUUGCCCGUAGCCAGGUGGCUAAUACCACGGAUGGGAGGAUGGUGGGUCUGUUCACACACGGGGCUGACUCCAUGCUUACACAGCUCAAUCUUUGACCCCAGAGAGGAAUUCUGUGUUAUGGUAGCGGUCGUGCCAAAAAUUCUGUACCGGCCAGAAGAAACAAUAUAUGAUUACUGGGCCCAAAGGCUGACCUUAAGUCCUCAGGAAAGAACUUACAGAGUUAAGAGAGAGCCUAUUACUGCCAUAACCAUAGCAACUAUGUUCGGUCUUGGAAUAGCUGGGGCCAGAACAGGAAUAACAGCCUUGUCCCUGCAAAGCCAGGGAUUCAACUCCCUGAGAGCGGCCAUAGAUGAGGACAUCACCUGUAUAGAGCAAUCUAUUAGUCAUUUGGAAUCGUCUUUAACUUCCCUAUCUGAAGUAGUUCUGCAAAAUAGAAGAGGAUUAGAUCUGCUUUUUCUACAACAAGGGGGACUCUGUGCAGCCCUAGGAGAAGAAUGUUGUUUCUAUGCUGAUCACACAGGAAUAGUCAGAGAAUCUAUGGCCAAAGUGAGAGAGGGACUAGCCCAACGCAAACGGGAACGUGAGGCCCAACAAGGGUGGUUCAAGUCCUGGUUUCAACGGUCCCCUUGGUUGACCACUCUAAUCUCCACGUUGCUGGGGCCCCUGCUAGUGCUUCUGCUGAUGCUCGCUUUUGGUUCCUGUGUUAUCAAUAGACUUGUAGCUUUUGUAAAAGAACGUAUAAACACAGUACAGCUGUUGGUGCUUCGGCAACAAUAUCAAACUGUGUCUCAAAACCAAGAGGAAGAUUCCUCGAUAUGAUCUAAGGACGGGGGGAAUGUUAGGGGCCAAAUUCCGGCUAUGACAAGCUCAGCAAGGUACACUAAGCCCAGGACCUGAGUUAUGUUUCCUUAACAGAACAUUCCUUGACCAAAUUAGGAAGACUUCCCGUACACACCAACCAGAAAGAGACAGGACAUGCGCUCAUCCUGCCUGGCCAAUCAUGUAAGGCCAGCUACCCCUGUAACAGACAAAGAGCUGCCUGUAUAUAAGCCGCCAUACUCCUUUGUUCGGGGCUCUUGUCAGAUUCCAGUGUGCUGGAUGAGACUUGGGCCCUAGCGCGCUAGAA
Messenger RNA from Capra hircus (goat), 6191 nucleotides. RefSeq names its product retrovirus-related Env polyprotein from Fv-4 locus. The record is from RefSeq and is a predicted model, not a curated record. NCBI's taxonomy places the organism in Eukaryota, Metazoa, Chordata, Mammalia, Artiodactyla, Bovidae. The transcript is spliced from 2 exons. The coding region runs from base 4172 to 5884 and encodes 570 amino acids.